AGUGGCAGAAACUAAAGGGAAUAUAUACUACAAUCUUCUCAAAUCAAUAUUCUCCCCAUUCUACUACAGAAGCCUUACUAGCCGCACGAUAUAUAUUUCCAAAAAGCGAAUGCAAAUCGACACCAUCACGUCAUCAAAAGGCCAUAUUUCGCCGUCUUACCAGUGACUCAUCCUGUAAAAGUCUAGAUAAAUGUACUGAUAGGUACACUAGCGGUAUUUAUCUACAGUCACACACUCAAACGAUGUAUAUACACCAUACCCCAUGAGUCAUCAACAAACACAUACAACCACCUGGAUCACGAGCCACGACCCAGAGAAGCCCUAACAAGUCAUCACUGGCAACCAUGUCCCAAAACAACCAAGACCAGGAUCGAGCCACCAUUCGAACAUCAUUGUCCUCGAAAACAUGGUUCGGGUUCGACCUCGAUGACACACUGCACGAGUUCCGCAAGGCAUCUGCCCAAGCAUCGUCUGCGGUCUUCACAGCGAUCUAUGAAGAAAGCCCGAAUGUCAAUAUCGACGAGCUCAAGUCAUCCUACCGGGACAUCCUCGUCUCAACGACAGCGGGUGCAUUCGCGGACGGGAGGACAUCAGCCGACUAUCGCAGAGAACGGUUCUCGCUUCUUCUUCAGGCACAUGGGCUGGAGGCGCAGCCGGAGAGGCUGGUCCGUCUCCUGGAAGUCUAUAAGAGUACUCUACGGGCAGCUCUGACGUUGAAACCGGGGGCACUGCAAUUACUCCAGCGGAUUAAGAGUCUCGGGAAGAAGGUCAUUGUGGUGACGGAGGGGCCACACGAUGCGCAGCAGUGGACUGUGGAGGAACUGGGGCUGGUACGGUACGUUGAUGUGCUGGUCACGACUAAUGAGGUUGGGCUGUCGAAGGUUGAUGGGCUGUUUCCUGCUGUCUUGGAAAGGUAUGGGGUCGUUGCAGAGGAUAUGGUGUAUGUUGGGGACAAUGAGAACCGGGAUGUUGUCCCGGCCCGCGCUGCGGGUGUUUUGGCUUUGCUGUAUGAUGAGAAGGGUGGGUGUCGGUUGGAUGAUUGUGCUGCGCUUCGGGUUGACUCUCUAGGAAAGCUGGAGGAUCUGUUGGGCUAAUUGGUUUGCAAAAGGAGAGGGCUGAAAACGGUAUGUUUGUGUGUUGGUAGGCCGGUAGAGUCCCAGGGUACAAGUCUAGUCACCCGGAUUGGGCCAUACUCUUUAGUCUAUGGGUGUGGAGUCUAUAGAGGUGUCAUGGCCUGUCAUUCAAGCCGCGAUAUAGGUGACUGAGCUAUCAUAUCGACAGACCGUGCAUAUCCAGAUUGACGCCAUUGCCUAAGUGCUCAAUACUCAAGAAUUGUGGAUCCCUGAAGGGAGUGGUGAGGAUGAUCUCUUCCAAAUGCAAUAGGAACUCAAGGUAUGUUCUAUGUGGAAUUCAGGCUAGUCGUAGGUUGU
Molecule: messenger RNA, 1430 nt
Organism: Aspergillus pseudonomiae
Lineage: Eukaryota; Fungi; Ascomycota; Eurotiomycetes; Eurotiales; Aspergillaceae
Product: HAD family hydrolase
Exons: 1
Coding region: 345-1094 (249 amino acids)
Source: RefSeq, a predicted model, not a curated record